AUGUCGAAGCGCAUCCUUGUGACCGGCGCGACUGGAAAUCAAGGCGGCUCCGUAGCAAAGUUCCUGCUACAACACCCAGACAAGUACAAAGUCCGCGUCCUCACGCGAAACCCGAGCUCAAAUGCCGCGAAGCAGCUCGCCCAGCAGGGCGCCGAGGUAGUCAAGGGGGACCUGACGGAUGCGUCGACGCUGGACGCGGCGUUUCGGGACUGUUGGGGCGCGUUUGUCGUUACGAAUUUCUAUGAUGCGACAAUCAAAAACGACCCGGCCAGCGAAGAACAGCAGGGCCGCAACGCCGCUCUGGCGGCCCAACGGGCCGGGGUGUCGUGCUUCGUGUGGUCGACGCUGCCGUCGUCGGUCGAAAUCUCCAAGGGCGAGGUGUGCUGCGAGAUCUACGAGGGCAAGUACCGCGUCGACGGCUUCAUCCGCGACGAGCUCCGCUUCGACGCCGCCGUCUUCGUCUACACGGGCAACUUUUACGAGAACAUGGUCUUGAGGGGCCACGUGAUCAAGACUGAUGACCGCAAAAGCGUCGAGUUUCGCCAGCCCAUCAUCAAGGAGGACACGAAGCUCCACAUGGUCUGGGUCGAAAAGGACCUGGCUGGGGUAACAGAAGCGAUAUUCGACAACUGGGACCAGCGCAAGGACGAGCUGAGAUAUCGCCAUCUCUACGCCAUGGAUGCCAUCCACACGCCGCGCGAGAUCUGCGACGUCAUCAACCGUGUUACCGGUCUGCCAACGAAAUACGUCGUGCUGCCUACGUCCGGCAACGAACAGCGCGAUAUCAUGUUUACCUUGUACAACAAGACGGGCACGUAUCCGGGCGUGGUGCUGCCUGACCAGCAAGUGCUGGAUCUCGGGGUGCAAUUGCACGGACUGGAGCAGUUUGUGAAAGAGAGGCUCGUGCCACACCUGGGACUGGGAUGA
Fonsecaea nubica is the source of this 927-nucleotide messenger RNA. RefSeq lists its product as hypothetical. The coding region runs from base 1 to 927 and encodes 308 amino acids. The record is from RefSeq and is a predicted model, not a curated record. NCBI's taxonomy places the organism in Eukaryota, Fungi, Ascomycota, Eurotiomycetes, Chaetothyriales, Herpotrichiellaceae. The transcript is spliced from 5 exons.